This is a messenger RNA of Impatiens glandulifera, 3102 nucleotides long. Its product is annotated as PH, RCC1 and FYVE domains-containing protein 1-like. The transcript has 10 exons. Lineage: Eukaryota; Viridiplantae; Streptophyta; Magnoliopsida; Ericales; Balsaminaceae. Bases 1 to 2994 code for a protein of 997 amino acids. The record is from RefSeq and is a predicted model, not a curated record. Gene Ontology annotation, molecular function: metal ion binding.
AUGGCAGAUUCUGUUAACUAUGCCAAUCCUGAUCGUGAUAUCGAACAGGCCCUUAUUGUUCUGAAAACAGGUGCACAGCUAACUAAAUACAGUAGGAAAGGGAAGCCUAAAUUUUGUCGAUUCAGAGUUUCUUCAGAUGAGACUACAUUGAUAUGGUUAUCUCAUGGAAAAGAAAGGAAUUUGAAUCUAUCUUCAGUUUCACGUAUCAUUCUUGGACAACGAACGGCUGUUUUUAGAAGAUAUUUGCGCCCUGAAAAGGAGUACUUAUCGUUUUCUCUCAUAUAUAACAAUGGAGAAAGAUCCCUUGAUCUGAUUUGCAAGGACAACACCGAGGCAGAUUUGUGGCUCACAGGCCUCAAGGCUUUAACUUCUACUGAUCAAACUGACAAUAGACAUACUCAAAGUGAUAUUAACAACGUAGAUAUUGUUGUUGGUACAACAAUAGAGGUCACUUCAAGUAUCACUGCUCGUGAUAAGGUGUUUAUUGAUUCAAUCUCUACUGAAUCUUCUAGUGGUUAUCCAACCCCGGAUGUUCGAUCUGAACGUUCAAAUAUGCAAGGAAGACAAAGCAUUGGAGAUGGUUUUCGACUGAGUGUUUCAAGCAACCCCAGUAUUUCAAGUCAAGGUUCAGAUGAUAUAGAGUCAUUAGGCGAUCUUUAUGUCUGGGGAGAGAUCUGGUGUGACAACACUGACGGGUCUCUAAGUUCAUUUCCUUCGAGAAAUGAAGUUCUGACUCCUCGGCCCUUAGAAUCAAAUGUUGUUCUCGACGUUCAUCAAAUUGCUUGUGGCGCUAGGCACGUCGGUCUUGUUACAAAGCAAGGUGAAGUCUUCACAUGGGGAGAAGAAUCUGGUGGGAGAUUAGGCCAUGGUAUUCAAAAAGAUUUCAGCCGUCCUCGUCUUGUCGAAUAUCUUGCAGUUACAAACGUGGAAUUCGUUGCUUGUGGGGAACAUCAUACAUGUGCUAUAUCUGCAUCUGGUGAUUUAUACACAUGGGGUGAUGGCUCUCAUAACGUGGGACUUCUUGGUCAUGGUGCCGAUGUUAGUCACUGGGUACCCAAAAUGGUUUCAGGUCCGUUAGAAGGAAUUCAAAUUAUGGCCAUUGCUUGUGGCACAUGGCACUCUGCGUUGAUAACUUUAAACGGCAAGUUGUUGACAUUUGGUGAUGGAACAUUCGGUGUAUUGGGUCAUGGCGAUCGAGAAACAGUCUCUUUCCCUAAAGAAGUUGAUCUGUUAAGUGGUUAUAAAACAGUCAAGGUUGCAUGUGGCGUUUGGCAUACUGCAGCCAUAGUAGAGGUCAUGGGACAGAACGGUCCCAAUUCUUUAUCAAAGAAAGUCUUCACUUGGGGCGAUGGUGAUAAAUACCGAUUAGGUCAUGGUGAUAAGGAGUCACAUCUACAUCCAACUUUCGUCUCUUCUCUUAUGGACUACAAUUUCCAUCAGCUGGCAUGUGGUCAUUCCAUGACCGUUGGAUUAACCACAUCAGGCCAUGUAUUCACAGUUGGAAGUACUGAAUUCGGUCAGCUAGGGAAUCCAACUUCUAACGGAAAGAUACCUUGCCUGGUUCAGGACAAAUUGGUGGGUGAGUUCAUCGAUGACAUAUCAUGCGGUGCACAUCAUGUUGCGGUGAUGACUUCGCGUGGCGAAGUAUUUACAUGGGGAAGAGGUGCACAUGGGAGAUUGGGACAUGAUGAUACAGAGGAUAGGAAAGUACCGACACUUGUUGAAGCACUGAAAGAUAGACAUGUAAAGAACAUAACAUGUGGGUCGAAUUACACUGCGAGCAUAUGCAUUCAUAAAUGGGUAUCUGGAGCUGAUCAAUCUGUUUGCUCUGGCUGUCGACAACCGUUUGGUUUCACAAGGAAAAGGCAUAACUGUUAUAAUUGUGGGCUGGUUCAUUGCCACGGUUGUAGUUCAAAAAAAGCUAUGAAAGCAGCUAUGGCCCCAACUCCAGGGAAACCCCACCGUGUAUGUGACUCUUGUUAUAAUAAAUUAAAAACUGCUGAGGCUGGGAAUGCGACUAAUGUUACUAGGAGGGCUGUUGCUCCUCGCUCUAUAGAUUUUCGAGAAAGAUCCGACAGGGUGGAGCCUAGAAGAUCAAGAAUGUUGCUGGCUCCCAAUAUUGACACAAUGAAGUAUCCUGCAAAACCGUGGAACAGCUCACAGAGGGGGAGUAGUCAGCAUAAUGUUUACAGGGCCCCAAUUGUAGCUCCACCACAAUCCAGUGCAAACUCCAGACCAUCUUCACCAUAUACUAGGAGACCAAGCCCUCCGCGAUCUGCCACACCCACAUUCUCUAGGGGUGUAAUCGAUAGUCUUAAGAAGACGAAUGAGUUUCUAAACAAAGAAGUGGUGAAAUUGCAAGACCAGGCUAGAGGUUUUAAGCAUAAAUCGGACUCCCAAGAUGAAGAGAUUAAAAAGUUUCAAAAAACGAUAUCAGAAGCUACUCUUGCAGCUGGAGAAAGAUCUUUCAAAUGUUCAAUUGCAAAGGAGGUCAUUACAACUAUUUCAGCUCAGCUGAAAGGAAUGACAGAAAGUUUGCCAGAGGAGGUACUUAACAGCGAAAGUUUUAAGUCAUUGUGUAGUCGGAUUGAAGGAUUUCUAAGCUCGGAAGAACAUGAAAGGCAAACAAUGGGCAGCAGCUCAUAUGAGGAUAACGGGGACCAUCACCUAUCACAAACAAAUGAAGAUAACAACAAGUCAUCAAUAUCAUCUCAGACAGGCCAUGAGAAUGAAAGUUCUAGAUAUGCUGGUGUUGCAAUUCAUGGGGUGAAAGAACUUAAUGAGCAAUUUGAACCUGGUGUCUAUGUUACCUUAAUACAACUACAGAACGGUUCAAAACUCUUCAAACGAGUAAAAUUCAGUAAAAGAAGAUUCUCGGAGCAACAGGCAGAGGAAUGGUGGAAGGAAAACAAAGAUAGAUUGCUAAAGAAGUAUAACCCACCAUUGACUAGCAGUGAUGAAACUGAAUCAUCUGAUGGUCAUACUACCACCUAGGAAGGAAGGAAGAACCCAAAUGGUAUGAUUUUUAACUUUACUACUCUAUUGAACUCCUCCUUAUGUUUCUCAUUCACAAAAGAUUUAUCAGUUAUUUUCAGAUCAUAU